This is a messenger RNA of Lycium ferocissimum, 3099 nucleotides long. RefSeq names its product mediator of RNA polymerase II transcription subunit 25-like. Gene Ontology annotation, cellular component: transcription regulator complex; mediator complex. NCBI's taxonomy places the organism in Eukaryota, Viridiplantae, Streptophyta, Magnoliopsida, Solanales, Solanaceae. Gene Ontology annotation, biological process: positive regulation of transcription by RNA polymerase II. The transcript is spliced from 17 exons. The coding region runs from base 512 to 2806 and encodes 764 amino acids. The record is from RefSeq and is a predicted model, not a curated record.
UAGAAGAAAAUUUUGCAUGUCUUUGGCUGCUCAAAGAAAGUCUACAAAAUCAGAAAUAGACAACACUAGAGAAGAAAAACAAAAGGCAAAAAGCAAAAAGAGACAACAUUGGACCUGUGAAAGAGAAGUAGAGAGAAAAGCGCAAGUUACCAGAAAAGCGGUACUUAAAAGAGUUUGGAAGAAUUGUUUGAUAAACAGAGUUGAUCGUGGGCGUUGAUAGAGAUGGUGGACAAACUGAUCGUGGCCGUUGAAGGCACUGCUGCCUUAGGCCCUUACUGGAAAACCAUCCUUUCCGAUUACCUUGAUAAAAUUGUCAGAGUUUUUGGUUUAGAUCCUUCUGAUGCCUGCUUAUGGAACUUUAAAGCGCUAAUCGACAACAUCACUCCUGCAGCCACCAAACAAACAAACAAAAUUGAACUGUUUUCUGUUUCCCCUAAAAUUUAGGUGCUUUUUUGGAGCUGAGUCAACUUCACAGAAACCAUCUGCAGCCAAUGUGGAGGUCUCCUUGGUCAUGUUCAACACUCAUGGUUCUUAUAGUGGUUGCCUGGUUCAGCGGAGUGGCUGGACAAGAGACAUGGAUACCUUUCUUCAGUGGCUUUCAGCUAUAUCUUUCUCAGGAGGUGGUUUCAGUGACGCUGCAGUUGCAGAAGGACUUGCUGAAGCAUUAAUGGUAUUUCUUGGUGAUUUCCUUCGAACUUCCAGAUCAGGCAGUCUUUUCAACUUUAUGUUCACUAAACUAAAUGGAAACCAAGGUCAACCAAACAUGGAAGGGAAAAAGCAUUGCAUUCUUAUUUCUGCAAGCAACCCGUAUCCGUUGCCCACACCUGUUUAUCGACCACAGGUGCAGAAACUGGAGCAGAACGAAAAUGUUGAAGCACAAACAGAUAGUCGAUUAUCUGAUGCUGAGACUGUUGCCAAGGCAUUCCCCCAGUGCUCUGUUUCCCUGUCAGUUAUAAGCCCAAAAAAGCUUCCAAAACUAAGAGCAAUAUAUGAUGCGGGAAAACCUAAUCCACGAGCAGCUGACCCACCCAUUGAUACAACAAAGAAUCCAAAUUUCCUUGUUUUAAUUUCUGAAAAUUUCAUCGAGGCUCGUGCUGCUUUCAGUCGCUCUGGAAUGACCAACUUGGCAUCAAAUCAAAGCCCUGUCAAGAUGGAUGUGUCUUCUGUUCCACCAGUUUCUGGGCCACAAUCAAUUUCUAAUUCAGCAGCAAAUGUAUCUGUUAUGAGUCGACCACCAAUUUCCACUGGAAAUACUCCUUCUGCAACUGUAAAAAUUGAGCCUCCUACUGUGACCUCCAUGUCUGGACCUGCAUUUCAACAUAUUCCAUCUGUUCGUCCUGCUGUUCAACCUGUUCCAAGCUUGCAAACUUCUUCUCCUCUUUCUGUUUCUCAGGAGAUGGCAUCACAUACUGAGAACGUUCAGGAGAUGAAACCCAUAGUCAGUGGCAUGACACAGUCCUUACGUCCGAUUGCUGCAGCAGCAGCAAAUGUCAGAAUCUUGAACGAUGUUGCUCAGGCACGCCAAGCACUAGCCGGGGGAACUUCUAUAGGACUGCAAUCUAUGGGUGGCACCCCUAUGCUUUCAAGUAUGAUAUCUAGUGGAAUGGCAUCUUCUGUCCCUGCUUCUCAAACUGUAUUAUCAUCUGGGCAAUCAGGUGUGACAACAAUAACUGGGUCAGUUCCACUAGCAGGAAGUGGGCAGAAUACUCAAAACUCAGCUCCUGCUUCAUUCACUUCAACUGCUCCCAGUAUGUCUGGGAAUACGAACAUUAGCAUUUCACAACCUUUGAGUAAUAACCAAGGAGGUGUUAGUAUGGCUGGUCAAACAGUUGCUGGAAUGAGCCAAGGUAAUCUACCAGGCACACAAAUGAUGCCAGGUGGGACAGGGAUGAACCAGAAUAUGCUGACUGGGUUGGGUGCAACUGGUAUGCCUUCUGGAACUGGCACAAUGAUGCCUACUCCAGGGAUGUCUCAACCAGGCAUGCAACCUGUUGGUGUGAACAGCACAGCAGCUAACAUGCCUCUUUCUCAACAGCAAACAUCUGCUACAUUGCCAUCAGCUCAAUCAAAAUAUGUGAAAGUUUGGGAGGGGAACUUAUCUGGUCAGAGACAGGGCCAACCUGUAUUUAUUACCAGAUUAGAGGGGUAUAGGAGUGCCUCAGCUUCUGAAUCGCUUGCUGCAAAUUGGCCUCCAACAAUGCAAAUUGUUCGCCUUAUUUCCCAGGAUCAUAUGAAUAACAAACAAUAUGUUGGGAAGGCAGAUUUUCUAGUUUUUAGGGCAAUGAACCAGCAUGGAUUCCUUAGUCAGCUGCAAGAAAAGAAGCUUUGUGCGGUAAUACAACUACCAUCACAGACGCUGCUUCUCUCUGUUUCUGACAAAGCCUGCCGCUUGAUUGGAAUGCUUUUUCCUGGGGAUAUGGUAGUGUUUAAGCCACAGAUACCUAGUCAGCAGCAGCAGCAGCAGCAGCAGCUGCAAGCACAACAUCCGCAGCAACAGCAGCAUCUUUCACAGCAGAUGCCAUUGCAACAGCAGCAACAACAACAACCUCUGAUGCAACAGCAGAUGCCAAUGCAACAAUCACAGGUUCCCCAAAUGCAGCAGCAACAGAUUCACCAAAUGCAGCAACAACAGAUUCCGCAAAUGCAGCAGCAACAGCAGAUCCCUCAGCAGCAGCAACCAAUGGUUGGGACAGGGAUGAACCAAGCCUACAUGCAAGGUGGUCCUGCAAGGUCACAACUAAUGAAUCAGGGUCAAGUUUCAUCACAAGGACAGCCAACCAUGCCAGGAGGCGGCUUUAUCAAUUGAACGUGUCAUUGAAUUAGAUAGCUCUUAUACAAACUGAGACCAGGCAGUUGAUUCCUACAUUAAAACUAAGCAUUUACAAAUGAAACUCUCCAGUGUUCAAACUCAUUCUAGGCUCUAGCAUAGACAAAGUACUUGUGCUCCCGCUAAUCAGAUUAGAGUGGUGGUCGAAGUUCAAAACCAGUAUUGCGUUUAUUUAUGUUCAGCUUUAGUUUUUGACGUCACAGCUUUCCUUUGUGAUACAGCAAUUCACUAGCUUUCACCAUCAUAUAUAUCUUACUAAAAUGUGUUUUACA